AUGAAUAACGCAAGUAUCGAUGAAGUUACUUUUAUUGCUCAUAAACUGAUUAUUACUAUGGGUAUAAUCAUGUAUGUAUUUGGUUUAAUUGGAAAUGCAUUAAAUAUUUGUGUAUUUACAAUCUGGUGUCGUUCACACAAACAAGGAAAUGAAAAUAAUGGAAAUAAUCGACCAAGUAAUAGUUCUCUAUAUUUACUUACAUCAUCUUGUGCUAAUUUCAUUCUAAUUAUAUAUCCACUUUUAACUCGUAUUGUAUAUGAUGGUUUUCAAUAUCCAAAAACACCAAAUAAUGUCAUUUUUACAUGUAAAUUACGUUAUUAUGUCUUACAUACAAGUGAUCUCAUAUCAUUAACAUGUAUAUGUAUGGCAACAUUAGAUCGAUAUUUGAUUUCAUCCCGACAAGCACGUUUACGACAAUUAAGUACAACACCAUAUCGUACAAAACAAAUAAUUUUAUUAAUUAUCUUUGUAAUUGGUUUACAUAAUAUUUCAGUAGGUUAUUAUUAUGAAAUUUCUGAUUUUGAUGAUUGUAUAAUAUCUUCAGAAAGAUAUUUAUAUUAUUAUUUAUGUAUUAUUCAAAUAUUUUUUCAUGCAAUUUUUCCAAUAUGUUUUCUUUCGGUAUUUGGUACAUUAACAUAUAAACAAUUAAAACUUUCUAGUCGUACAACUAUUCAAUUAAAUUUUCAUAUGGAUAAACAAUUAUCUCGAAUGCUUUUAUUAUUAUGUAUAUCGAUAUUAAUAUCAUCGAUUCCAUAUUGUAUGGGAUAUACUUAUUUAAUUGCAUUUAAUUAUAUUAAUACAAAAUUAUUAUCUUAUAAUCUUAUUAUUUAUUUUAUAGCUGCUGUUUCAUUUUUUGCAAAUGCUGUUUCAAGUUUUUAUAUAUUUUUUAUUUCAACACCGAAUUUUCGUCGACAAGUCAAGAAAAUUCUGCAAUGUAAUUCAAUAUUUUUUGAAAAAAAUAAUCAAAUUAAUGUAAUAACUAUUUCACCGACUGUUUAA
This is a messenger RNA of Adineta steineri, 999 nucleotides long. The record is from the annotation of a GenBank genome assembly. Lineage: Eukaryota; Metazoa; Rotifera; Eurotatoria; Adinetida; Adinetidae.